GGGAAGUUAUUUGCUUGGGAUUAUUCAGUUGUGUAAACUAAAAUCUCAUACUCAUCUAUCAAAGGCUUGACGUACCGAAAUUUACUAAAUGAACUUUGGUUGGAACUUAUCGGGUUAUAAAAACCUUGGCCUUGUAUGCGAAGGGUUAUGCACGAAUGUUCCAUUGAAGAAUGUUCAAAUAAAAUGUAGGGUAGUAAAUAUGCUUUCAGACGUCAAGGUAGAGUUUUUGUACGAGAACUCACUACAGGAAGCUCUGGAGGCGUCAUUCGUUUUUCCACUGAAUAAUGUAGCGGUUUACCAUUUCGAGGCACAAAUCGGUGACAAAAAAAUAGUAUCCGUGUGUCGUCCACGUACAGAGGCUAAAGAAACGUAUGACAGUGCUGUUGAAGAAGGGCACACAGCAAUCUUGGCCGAACAGGAUGAACAUUGUGCUGAUUUAUUUAAAAUGAACAUCGGGAACAUACCGCCAAAUGGAAAGGUUGGUAUAGUUCUACAAUAUGUUGGACUGAUAGAAGGAAAAAACGUGAAGACAGAUACAUCUAAGUUCAGCCACUCUGAAAUUAUCUUAACUUUGCCAAGCGUUAUCAACCCACGUUACUACCCAAAAGAAAAAAAGCAUUCCGACGAGUUUGAGCCGUUUACGGAGCUUGUUCUUGUGAAUUCCGUGCCCUACACAAUAACAUUUGAAUCUGAACUUUGGAUGCCGUCAAAAAUUCUGGAUGUCAAAUCAACACAUGAUAGUUUCACUUUGAACUGUACAAACAAUUCUAAUCACGGCCUUGUCAAACUUUCUUCUGAGUUUAUACCAGAUCAUGAUCUUCAAAUGGUCCUAAGUCUUUCUGAUCCACUUACAUCUCUGGCAUCUCUGGAAUAUGGUGAUCCAAACCAUUCGUCUAUAUUGGCUAUGAACUGUUUGAUGGUACAGCUUUUGCCUGAUAUUCCUACCGUCGUUAGUUCUAAAGACAUGCGAUAUGAGUUCGUGUUUUUAAUCGAUCGCUCAGGUAGUAUGGAAGGUGAUAAUAUUUCUUACGCUAAGACCUCCCUUCUUCUCUUCUUAAAGAGCUUACCUAUGAGUUGUCGUUUUCAGAUUAUUGGCUUCGGGAGUGAUUUUGCUGCUUUAUUUUCAGAACCUACAGACUAUUCUGAAGGAUCGUUAAAUACAGCAAUGAACUACCAAAAAGACCUAAAUGCUGAUAUGGGCGGUACAGAAGCUUACAAUGCUCUAAAGUCGGCUCUAUAUUCAACACCGAGUGGUGAAGGUUGGUUCAAACAAAUCAUAUUUCUUACGGACGGUGAUGUAGGUAAUGCAGAUGAGGUCAUCGGUUUGGUACGAAUGAAUGUUGACAAAGCAAGAGUAUUUACCAUAGGACUUGGACAAGGAGUAAGCACUGCACUAAUCGGUGGUGUUGCUCGAGCUGGCAAUGGUACAGCAGAAUUUGUUCGUGAUCCCUCUCAGCUUCAGUCAGCUGUGAUGAGGACUCUUUCAGCUGCAUUACAGCCAAGAGCUGAUAAUAUUGAAAUAGAUUGGAAGCUAGUCGAGAAAUUUCAUGAUGGCAAGGAGAAACCAAUAGAAGUGGUAGUUGUUCCCAAGCAAAUAGCUCCAGUAUUUCCUGAUCGGUUCUCGACAUAUUUCGGUUUUUUCAGAUCUGAUAAAUCAUCAACUAUUCACGGACAAGUAAAUUUCAAUUGUAGUGUACUAGGUGAAAAGAAAUCAUUCAUAUUAAGUAUAUUGAAUGCGAUAUCGUUUAAUGACAAGUUGAAUUGUUCUGGAAGUUUACCGAUUCAUCGACUAGCGGGAAAUAUGCGAAUGAAUGAACUUAUAGAUGAAUACCAUAGUAUACAAUUGAAUGAAAUGAAUGAAAAAAAUGAAACAGGACUGAAGUCCAUACGUCAACAAGUUGAAGAUUUAUCAUGUCAAUUGAAUAUAUUAUCAAAAUUCACUUCUUUAGUUGCCGUAGAUCCAACCAAGUUAGAUGUUGAUCCGAAGGAAAGAGUUAAAGUCACUGUACCUCUUAUGUUCCAUCGUUUCUCUGUUUCCAAAAUGGCAAUGCCUGCAGCGAAUAUUUGUUAUGAUACCUUUGAUGGUGAUUGCGAUGGAGCUGAUAGAUGCUCUGCAGCUCGCCUAUGGUGGAAAUUCGGCUCUAUCUAAACGUUCUCGAGUCACUGCCUGGUUGAAAAUUGUAUGUUGCCAUCGAAUACGAGUACUGAAGCAGUUUUUCUGAAACCACGUGCACCAUUCAAACUGGCUGCCUUUAACGUUCGCACACUUAUGCAGGUCGGACAACAGAUGGGGCUGGCUAUGUCUUUGGAAAGUCUUAAUAUUGGCGUUUGUUGUCUAUCCGAGAUCCGUAUUCAAGACUCUGGUGAAGUACUACAAGUUCGCUCUCCAUCUGUCACUUCAAAAAGCUUGUUUUAUGUGCGUUUAUCCGGGGACCCUGUGGCAUCUUCGUCUGGUCUUGCUGGCGUUGGUGUCGCACUAAGCGCAAGAGCUGAGGCAGCACUAGUCGACUGGAUCCCCAUUAACAGUCGGUUAUGUGCUGUUAGAUUAGAAAGUUCCAUCAAAGUGAGAAGAAAUCGGCGUGAGAAACGAUGUCUUUUCGUCAUCUCCGCCUAUGCCCCGACAGAUUGCAGCCCGGAUGCAAUCAAGGACGAGUUCUACCAUCAGCUAACUGUUCUUCUCCAGAAAGUGCGUUCGACAGAUAUUGUAGUAUUAGCUGGAGACUUGAAUGCUCAGGUCGGGCGUCUAGGCACUGAAGAGAGUCGUUUAGGUGGCCGAUGGGGACU
Schistosoma spindalis is the source of this 2784-nucleotide messenger RNA. NCBI's taxonomy places the organism in Eukaryota, Metazoa, Platyhelminthes, Trematoda, Strigeidida, Schistosomatidae. The record is from the annotation of a GenBank genome assembly.